UGAAUGCUGUGUUUAGUGAAUACAUCAAAACAUCAGUUCAUUUGCGAUUCACUUGUGUUUCGUUUGACUCACAGUUAAGACACGUUUUGGUCAUUGAAUUGAAGUCUUUAUCUACACUUCAUGAAUGCAUUGACUGAUCGGACCAUCGAUUGUGCCCUUAAUGGCAGACAUGAGUUACAUCAAGAGGUAUAAAGAGGACAAAGAAGACAAACUCAUGAAACACAAGAAGCAGAUUCUGAAAAAAGUGGCCAAACUAUACAAACCUGAUUUGCAGGAGAUUUGUGUGAAGCACUCGCUCCCGAAGAAUGGCACGAAAGACACACUUCGGCAACGGAUCCAACAGUUGAUUGAAGACCACGUGAAUUGUGAGCACAAGUGGACUGAACUGAAGAAAGAGAUUAAACGCGUCUAUAAGGCAAACGACAGGAUCAAGAAGUCUCCCAAAAAAGCCAAACCGAAGAAGCCAUCGGUUAGUGGUGCGGAUGGAGAGGGAGACCACGACUACGACGACUACGCCAGUCAUGAGAGCCAACCCCACAACGAGCCCAACGUAGGACUGGACGGCAAUCUCUCGGCACCUGUACUUAAUAUGCCAAACCCAACCACAUGUAUGAAUGAAUGCAAUAACAACUAUAGUCUUCUGUCAUAUUUCAAGUCAACGACACCCCAAUCGAUGCCUUUCUUUAAUGGUGUGUCGUCUCAACCAUUGAAUUCACAACAAUCACAUCCAACGCAUCCACCAUUAGCUCAACCACUACCACAUCCACAGUCUAACCAUCCGCUCAACUACUGCACUGCAGGGAUACCGCCAUCGAUGACCACGAGUGGAGUAAUGCAUGCAAAUCAGGUCCACAAUCAUAAUGUCAGUCAUAGCCAACCAUUUUAUAGCCAUACGAAUCCAUUCCCUCUAAUGGGACCCCAGACCGGGGUUCCGCCGCCGCCGCUGUUUAAUACCGUAAACUCCAGGCCAGCGUCAGCUCAGCCGGUAGUCAGACACCAGUCGCCCGCAUAUAACGCGUUCAACUCAUUCCCUCCCCAUCCGUAUCCCCAACAGAACUAUCCAUUUAUGGGAACCAAUCAUAACAAUCAUAACAAUCAUAACAAUAAUUAUUAUCAAAAUUCAAAUACCGCUCAAAACUUAAGUCAACAAAACUAUUAUCAGAAUCCGAGUGCUCCUGAUCUCGACCUCUUUGACUGUCAAAACCCACAAAACUUUGAUCUGUUUGUCAAACAACAGAAGUUCUUAUUAUCUCAAUACACGCCGAAACAGACCACCGAUGGCGACGAUAAUGUAGAUGAUUGCGAUCACCCCAUAGGCCACGAGUUUUCUUUCAAGGCGUUGCAGUCGUUUACUACCAUUAGGAGGCUUUUGGAGGCGAAGACUAUAGGAUCUAUUUCAGACAUUGGCUUCAAUAUAGAGUUCAAUAUAAAUCUGGUGGACUUGGAUGCAAAUAAUUUUAACGCUAAUCUGCAGUCGCUUUUGCGAGAAAAGUCUUAUCAAAUCCAACUGCGGUUUAGUUAUAUAAGUGAUGUUCAAAUCAAAGAGCAAAAGGAUUGUAUUCCAGAAUUCCUAUGCAUUGAAUGCAAUAACACUCGUGUCUUCACUUCCUCUCAGUUUGAAGAGUUGCCUACUCCGGGUCCCUUUGAUUUGAGCGAAUGGUGUGUUUUGGGGCCAAAUAAAGUCAGGUUUUGGAUGUCUAAAGAGAAAUACACUUUUUUGAUGCCCUGUCUCUACGAAGUAUCGGUCGUAUCGUUUGAAACGCCCGAAACAUUUCUCUAUAAACUGAAGGCAAACGGCACACAAUUUCUCGGCUCACAGACAACCAAAGACUUGAUCAAAUCCCGGAGCGAACAGCCUUCACACGACGAUAUCAUUAUUAGUAUUACAAAUACAACCACUAAAGUGAAACUCAUUUGUCCACUGAGCUGUGCUCGCAUUGAGACCCCGUGCCGGACAGCCCACUGCAAACACAUGGAGUGCUUUGACGCGCAUUCGUUCUUUAAGGCCAACGAUUGCCGAUACGACUGGUUGUGUCCCAUCUGCCAGAAAGCGGCUAACUUUGAAUUACUCCGAAUCGAUGGUUAUUUCAGUGAAGUGUUGGCCAAUACUGACGAUAACAUAACCGAAGUGUUCAUUAAAUCUGAUGCUUCGUAUGAUGUGAUAAAUAAUGUGGCAACUGCUCUGCAAGUGAUAGAAUUGGAUGACUCUUUAGAUGAUUUCGAGUGCAGUGUUAUCGAUACGGACGGCUGUAUAGUAAUUGAUUGAAAAUUAAUUGCACUUAAUUUGCAAGUUUUGUUACAUAUAUCUAUUUGUAUGAAUUAUUUUUUCAUAAUUUUUAAGCCAUUAAAAAUUUUGUUUAUUUUAAUAAUAAAUAUUUUAUGAGCAAUAUUUGCUAAUCAUAGUACAGG
Oppiella nova is the source of this 2409-nucleotide messenger RNA. NCBI's taxonomy places the organism in Eukaryota, Metazoa, Arthropoda, Arachnida, Sarcoptiformes, Oppiidae. The record is from the annotation of a GenBank genome assembly.